This is a messenger RNA of Didymodactylos carnosus, 1914 nucleotides long. NCBI's taxonomy places the organism in Eukaryota, Metazoa, Rotifera, Eurotatoria, Philodinida, Philodinidae. The record is from the annotation of a GenBank genome assembly.
AUAGAGGAGUGAUCUCAGAUAGCCAGAGUAGGACUACAUGUCUAGUCAUAGACAAGUCUAUCUCUGACUAUAUAAAGAGAGACCAGUGAGAAAAUAAUAAUAUAAAUAUUCUGAGUUUCUUUACUAAAUUCUACAUUCUUUAUACAGUUUCAGUUUAGCAAAAUAAAAUGGUGAAUGAAUGUUUCCUGAGUACUCACUGAGUGACAAUACUCAGAAAUUGUUAGUAGUACCAAUAUGAGUACUCAUGGACGAAUUAUGAGUAAAGUCGUACUCAUCGGAUGAGUACUUUCACUAGGGUGAAAUAUGAAUAGCAACGAAUAUCUCAUUCUAUUGUUCACUAUGAAAUGCUACGUGAAUUAGUAAAUUUCAAAUCAAAUUUAAGCAACAAAUACUGAGUUUUUAGUUUUUUUUUUAUCGACAGUAUUGCGUUAUAAGUUUAAAAGGUGCGUUCAUGCUUUGAUUUCAUUCUAAAAAUCAAAGACGACAUCGUAGAACCUCUAUCGAAUCUGUUUUGUUCUUACGCAUACUUGUAAAUACUUGAUGUUGUGAAAGAAGUAGCAUUCUAAUUUGUUGAGCAAAAUGUGCAUUCAUAGGCUGCAUUCCACGCAGGUUUUGAUGCCCUAUAAAGUGACUCAUAAGUAGCUCUUGCUUAACGCUUUAAUUUGCACAUAAACUCAAAAUAAUCGCAAAAGCGUAAUAUUGAGAAUUGUGAGGUCGCAUUAGACCUCAAUUCACCUUACUUUGUAGAGCAUCAAAAAACCUGCAUCGAAUGAGAACUAUGAAUGCACAUUUUACUCAACAAAUUACAACUCUGUUACUUUCACAGCACCAGGUACUCAUAAGUACUCGUACCUACUGUGUUUUUUAGAAAGAAAUAUCUUUUUCCAUUAAGUUAACGAAUUUUUGACAAUAUAAACAACUGGUAUGAUUAUGAGGUACAGUAACAAGUAAAAGUAUGCUGACAGUUACUAUUCUGCUUUUUUAAAGCAAACUGCUAGUAACUGCUGAUUCAAGGAGGAUGAACGCUUUAUUUUUUACUAAAACGUGUCAAUCAUACUUUUCCAUCUUCAGAAUGAACUUAAAGUGUUAACUGUCAGUAGUCACUGAAAUACUUUUUUACUUGACUUUUUUUUGAAAUACUUUAAAUUUUUUCUGAAGAAAUUCAUAACUCAAUCUAUAGGAACAUUAUUUUAAUUCAGAAAUUUUAGGAAACAUUUCACUAUAUAUGUAAAUUAUUUUCUCAAAGUUUAAAAGUUAUCUACUGUAUGAUUUCGAAAAUGCAUUGAGAAUAAGCAGACACAAAUUCAAUAUACAUUGAAAGACAAGCUUGAAGAUUUAUGUAUCGUCCCUUCUAUCAUAAAAUCUGCCUUCACUGUACAUUGUCGAAUUAUGCUAAAAUGGAAUGGCUAUAUUUUCUGUAAGAAACGAUGGCAGCGCUUUAAUUUAUUAUAGUUUGAAAAUUUAAAAUAUACUUUUAGCUGCUACUGUAACAUAACUGCCUAUCGAAAUUAAACUCUUGACAUUGAUCAGUUGAAUUCAUCAUUUUUUCUAUAAGAUACGUUGUCUUUUAUUUUAUUUUUUAGUUUUUAAUUGAACCAAUAGAAACAGAUGGUUAAAUCAGCAGCUCUAUUUAUUACUUUUUUAACAUUAUGUUUAUUAGUUAAUAUUGAAUGUUUUGUGAUACCCAAUUUAGUUCAAAUGGAAGAAGAACAGGAGCCAACUGUAUACAUACCAUAUUCUAACUUAAACUUUGAUAGAAGAACACUUUACCACAAUUUAUUUCGUUUCGAUUUGCCCAGAGAUAAACGAUUUGGAAAUACAAGAUAUGGAAGAGAUUUGGAUAUUCAUUAUCCUGUAAUUAAUGAUAGAAAUUUACAACAAUUUAAACUGGUACAACCAGUACCAAUUUAUUAG